Messenger RNA from Lepisosteus oculatus (spotted gar), 1952 nucleotides. RefSeq names its product zinc finger, C2HC-type containing 1A (gene zc2hc1a). The record is from RefSeq and is a predicted model, not a curated record. Lineage: Eukaryota; Metazoa; Chordata; Actinopteri; Semionotiformes; Lepisosteidae.
GCACACAAAGCGCACAAAGCGCACAAUGCGCAGCGCUUUCUCUCAAGCGCACCGCCGCAGGGAAACCACUUUCGGCGAUGGACGGACAUCGCCCAGGCGCACCGCAGCUCUGAUCGUCGCUGUUUUUGAAGCGGUUUCUCACACAGCGAUUUCAGCUGAUGAGAGCCAGAUUCCAGUGGAAGAUCUUUUGCCUUGUAAAAUCUGUGGUAGAACAUUUUUCUCCACAGCGCUUAAGAAACAUGUGCCUAUUUGCCAGAAAGCUUUGACUAAGAAAAGGAAAGCAUUCGACUCCAGUAGGCAGAGGGCAGAAGGAACAGACAUUCCCACAGUGAAACCCUUGAAACCAAGGCCCGAACCUCCCAAGAAGCCGUCCAGCUGGCGCAGGAAGCACGACGAGUUCAUCGCCACCAUCCGCGCGGCCAAGGGGCUGACCCAGACCCUGAAGGAGGGCGGGCCCCUCCCCCCGCCCCCGCCCCCGUCGUACGACCCAGAUUAUAUCCAGUGUCCGUACUGCCAGCGGAGGUUCAGCGAGAGCGCUGCCGAGAGACACAUCAACUUCUGCAAAGAGCAAGCGGCCCGAAUUAGCAACAAAGACAGGCUUCCCGCCGAUGCCAAGGGGAAACCGCCGGCACGGUCACAGUACAAGCCCCCGGCAAUAAAGAAGACGAGCUCUUCAGCCCCAGCCGCGCCCUCCUCCUCGCGCUUGCCUCAGCGGUCCUCGCCGGCGCAGGCAGCCGCAGGGCCGCCCUUGAGCAGAAUCGCUUCAUCUGGACCUGCCAAGACAAACGCUUCUGGCUUCUCUCCAUCUCGCACCGUUUCUGCAGCGUUAACGUCCCCUCCGUCUGGAGCAACAGUGAAGUCGAGAACACCUACUUCACCGGGAUCCCUGAAGAAUACGUCUGGCGCUCCAGGAAACAAAAGAAAAGUCUACAAUGCUGAUAGCUAUGCUACCAGGAAUAAUGCCAAAAGCGGAUGCGAAGUCGAUUCUUCACCGCCAGCGAACGGAAACAGGAAUAAGGGUGUACCAAGAUCCCCGUAAACAGGAGGCUUCAGGCUGCUAACUUAAAUUACCUAGGUUUGAAACACAGAGCCUAUAAUGUAAGCCAUGGAAGUUAUAACUAUAGUUUGAAGAAGUUCAAACAGGGAGCUUCAUCAGCAUGCAUAGGCUGCAAAGGAACAGGUAAAGGUUUAUUCCAACCUGAAGAAGGUUACACAGCCAAAACAUUGUCUCUUUUCUUUUACUUUCAGCAGGAAUAAACCUUUACCUGGUCCUUCGCAUAUACAACUAUAGUUAGUGCUGGUUAAUCGCCCAUGCUCUGGUCUGAAUAAAGCCAGACCAAUGCAAACUUUAGCUCUGAUGGCCUGCAGACUGACAGAGUGGACCACACAUUACCUACAUUAUUUCCUUGUACUGGAGAGCCCAGAACUGGUAAAUUUAAUAUUUCUUAAUUUAUAAAAAUACUUUAACUCCAACACAUCUGAUGGCCUAAUACACAAACACAUGUACUGUACUUUAACAAAAGUUCCAUGUACCUUUAUUUUUCAGCUAAACAUAAUAAUACUUUAAAACCCUGCCAGACUAAACAAGAUACUGUAAGAACCCUGGUGGCAAUCUUACCCUUCCCCCAUCCCUGUCCAGGACAGGACAGCCCUCCUGAGCCUCAGAGUGACCCGAAAAACCAACCCCUUCUUUUACCCACCUGGCUUGUACAAAAAGGCAUUACACCAUGUGAAAGAAAUUAGCCCUGCUAGUACUGACCUUAGUGCACAAUUACAAAUGUAGAAAGGGUCUUUUGCUGUCAUCUUAGCGUUCACCUUUGUUCACCCCACACCUGGACAGUGCGUGCCCGGCUCUGUCAGGGUCUGUGGGAGUCGAGGCUUGCACUGAGGUUUCAUGUCCUCCAGGACUCCCAGCCUCCAGGCACACAACAGAGAAAUCCCCCUCCUUCUCC